Cercopithifilaria johnstoni is the source of this 1455-nucleotide messenger RNA. Lineage: Eukaryota; Metazoa; Nematoda; Chromadorea; Rhabditida; Onchocercidae. The record is from the annotation of a GenBank genome assembly.
AUGAAUAAGGUCGAAAAAACGCAAUCUAAUACUGCUCUUUCGAUAAAGAAGUCUGCGUUAUCAGGGCAGGAAGCUUAUGCAAUUGUCCGCAAUAUUCCGAAGGCAUAUCAUGCAAGACACUUGCGAUAUUUCUUCUCACAUUAUGUCGAAAAUGAACGAUUUCACUGUUUCCACUACCGGCAUCGACCCGAAAUACAUAUUGAUAGUAAUGCAGACAAACCGUCCACUUCCAAGGAGUAUAAACGUUUUUGCUGCGUUGUUUCAUUUAAAAACAAAGAGGAGCGAACUGCAUGUAUCAGGCAGUAUCAUUUGAAGUUCUGGAUUGAUGAGAAAGGACUUCAAAUGCCGCUAAAAUGUUUUAUUUUUCCUUUGAAAUCUUGCGAGAUAUCAGAUAGCAGCAGUCCGAUGUCAGCAAACUCGGAUUUUCGUUCCCUUAUCGAACUCAAACCACCAAGUCUUAUGCCUCUUGGAAACGUUGGCACUCCAACAAAAUUUUUCUAUGAACAGAUUCGCCUUUGCAAAUUACCGCCAACCGUUCUUAUAAAAUUGGGUAUCAAAGCUAAAAAGUGUGUAGGCAAGUACGGCGCGGUUUGUUUCAAAUACGAUGGAAAUAAAGAAGCUACUGUUGUAGAUUGUGAAGAGGAAACGGUUACAUCUUCGUCUCUGGAUCUAAAUUCAUGCACUUCGGAAGAUACCUUUGAUAAUAAAUUUGAACUGGUAAAUGACAGCAGAUCAGAGGAUGACGAUGACCGUUGUGAAGAGUGGGAACGUCACGAGGCUCUUCACGACGAUGUUACUGAGCAAGAACGUACUAAGCCGAGAAAGUAUGAGACAGAGCAAGAGGUGACAUGGGAGAAGGGAGGACCAGGCCUUGUUUGGUACACGGAUUCGUUUUUUUGGAAUGAAUUAGAAGAAGGGACAGAUAGCGAUUGGAAAUGGGUUGAUGAUUGGGAUGUUGAUUAUUCUAUUUAUUAUGAUCAAAAAGAUGGUGAUUUGGAUGCCAGGCAGUCAGUAGAAAUGAUGGAGGAUCAAAAGUUGAGAUCUGGUGAAGUUGUCCGUUCAGUUUUCAAAAAAAAGUUGAUGAAAAGACAUUACGAAAGCAUUGAGAGGCCUUCAUCUGCUAUCGGCUUCGGUCAAUUUGAAGUUCAUACAAGGGGAAUCGGCAGUAAAAUCAUGAAAAGCUGCGGUUGGUGUCCUGGUUUGGGUCUUGGUCCACAUAAUUUGGGACGUCUCGAAACUGUUUCAGUGGAGAUGGAAGAAAUCGGCGGUGCUCAAACUAGCAAUGAAAGGAAAGGUUUAGGAUAUCGAGGUGAAAAACUUCGACGAACCGGUUUUUUUAAACCAAAGAACCACACAAUCGCUACAAAAUAUGAUGAGAGAGAUUUGGUGGAUAGUAGCAACACAACGAGUAAAGUUCUUAGAAGAGAAGAACCAGAUUUAAUGAAAUACCGCUGA